AUGAGUGCCGCAGAAGUUGCCGUGCUUGAGGGGAGCGAGCCGUCUAUGGCAAGGGUCGCCAGUCCCACCUCGGUAGCCGGGGCGGCCUGCGCCGGUGACAAGGUCGUGCAAGGCGCUGUGACAACCACACGCCGCACGAUGAAGAUCGCAGGUCUUGCCCUCUUCGCUCUGGCCUUUGCCUUCGCAUUCUUCGGUUGGCCCACGAACCUCUUGGAGGAUGCAGCCACGCACCGGAGGGUCCUAGCAGCACUCUUCAUCACCGGCAUCACGCUCGUGGCGCUGGAGGAUGUUCUGCGACUGGACAAGUCGGCGAUCAUGCUUGUCUUGGCUUCCGUGAUGUGGACGUACCAUGCGGCGGGCAUUCAUGCCAGAUCUGCAGAAGGACACGAGCUCCUCCAGGAGGAACUGAUGAAAGGACUCUUCGAGGUCGGCAGCGUCAUCUUGUUUCUGUUGCCUGCCAUGUGCGUGGUGGAGUCCAUCGAUCACAUGAAUGGCUUCGCAGUUGUCACGGCGUUCAUCGUUCGCCAGACGCAGGAGAAGGUGAUCGACAAUCUCACUGCCACCAUCUUCUGCGUCAAGAUCCUGCAGCGGGCGGCGGCAAACGCCGGAGGCGCCUGGAGUCCGCGAUUCAGCCGACCACACUGUGAAGCGUCCGAAGCUGAAGAGGGCAAUCCCAGGCAAGACUCUUCGGCUUAA
Molecule: messenger RNA, 696 nt
Organism: Symbiodinium sp. CCMP2592
Lineage: Eukaryota; Dinophyceae; Suessiales; Symbiodiniaceae
Source: the annotation of a GenBank genome assembly